This is a messenger RNA of Diospyros lotus (date-plum), 2559 nucleotides long. Its product is annotated as plastidic ATP/ADP-transporter. Gene Ontology annotation, biological process: nucleotide transport. Gene Ontology annotation, cellular component: membrane. Gene Ontology annotation, molecular function: ATP:ADP antiporter activity. Bases 498 to 2369 code for a protein of 623 amino acids. Lineage: Eukaryota; Viridiplantae; Streptophyta; Magnoliopsida; Ericales; Ebenaceae. The transcript is spliced from 5 exons. The record is from RefSeq and is a predicted model, not a curated record.
AGUAGAUCCUCCCGAGACGCCUCUUGCUGGCUGCCUGCGUGCUGCUGCUCGUUGCUUCUCUCCUUCCCCUUCUUCUGCUUCUUCUUGCUCAUAACAAUCCCCAUUUGUUUCUUAUUUUCUUGUCGUUGCUUAAUCAGUGAUCGCUUCUAAACCCGGAUUUGCGUCGGAGACGCAAAAAGAUCACUUCGCGGCAGCUGCGUUCAAUUACCACCAAAACUUUUUUGCCCUUCUUAUUCAAACCCUUUUAUUUUGGUCGAUUUUACAAUAAAAUACUAUCCAUUCUUGUCUUUCUCCACCGAGGGUUUAUGCUUCUUGGCUGUGAGAAAUAUCAGUCAAAGAUUUUUCAUCAUCUACUGCCAAACGUGUGAGAAACCCCAGAUUCUAUUUCUGCCUCCAUACCUUAUCUUUCUCUCCCUCUCUCUCAUGUUCUCUUAAAAAUCCAGGCUUUGGGGGCUUCUUGAGGGUUAGCUUGCGAGAGAGAAGAGAAGGAGAGAAACAUGCAAGCCGUUCUUCAGACCAAAGGGUUUCUCUCUCUACCUUCCAAUCCCAAGCUCAGGGCCUUCAACCCGCCGCCGCAGGGGCUUAGGCAGAGAUUCAGCCCUCUCAAACCCAAAACCCUAUCUGGGUUUUCUCUGCCUCUAAAUGGGUUCUCAAAAUUCCAGGGUUUGGCCGCAAGGCCUCAUGGGAUUCAUCCCAACGACAGAAGUUUCCCUAUUUGCCGGGCUGAGGCGGCGGCCGACGGACAGCCGCUAUUUGCAGAGCCGGAGCCGCCCAAGUUCAUGGGGAUUGACAGCGUAACCCUGAAGAAGAUUAUCCCUCUCGGGAUGAUGUUCUUUUGCAUCCUCUUCAACUACACCAUCCUUAGAGACACUAAGGAUGUGUUGGUUGUGACGGCGAAAGGGUCCAGUGCUGAAAUUAUACCAUUCUUGAAAACUUGGGUCAAUUUGCCCAUGGCCAUUGGGUUUAUGAUUUUGUACACCAAAUUGGCCAAUGUGUUGUCCAAGCAGGCUCUCUUCUACACAGUUAUUGUGCCCUUCAUUGCCUUUUUUGGGGCUUUUGGGUUCGUUCUGUAUCCUCUCAGCCAUUACUUCCACCCAACGGCUCUUGCUGAUAAGCUUCUAGCCAUGCUGGGUCCAAGGUUUCUGGGCCCUCUUGCAAUUAUAAGGAUUUGGAGCUUUUGUUUAUUUUAUGUCAUGGCUGAGCUCUGGGGUAGUGUGGUGAUUUCUGUGCUGUUUUGGGGGUUUGCCAAUCAGAUUACUACAGUUGAUGAAGCCAAAAGAUUCUACCCUCUUUUUGGACUUGGAGCCAAUGUUGCCCUUAUUUUCUCAGGUAGAACUGUAAAGUACUUCUCUAAUCUGAGAAAGAAUUUGGGUCCUGGAGUUGAUGGUUGGGCUAUCUCCUUGAAAGGAAUGAUGAGCAUUGUGGUGCUAAUGGGGCUUGCCAUUUGUUUUAUUUAUUGGUGGGUGAAUAACUAUGUUCCUCUUCCGACCCGAAGUAAGAAGAAGAAGGAGAAACCAAAGAUGGGGACGAUGGAGAGCUUAAAAUUCUUGUUGUCUUCAAGAUACGUUAGGGAUCUUGCCACAGUGGUGGUUGCAUAUGGCAUCAGCAUCAAUCUUGUUGAGGUUACAUGGAAAUCAAAGCUUAAGGCUCAGUUUCCCAGCCCAAAUGAGUACUCCUCCUUCAUGGGUGACUUCUCAACUGCAACGGGGGUAGCAACAUUCACAAUGAUGCUGCUAAGUCAAUGGAUAUUUGAUAAAUAUGGCUGGGGAGUUGCAGCCAGUAUCACACCUACAGUUUUGCUUCUGACUGGAGUCGGGUUCUUUUCUCUAAUAUUAUUUGGUCAUCCACUUGCACCUGCUCUUGCAAAGUUUGGGAUGACCCCACUUCUAGCUGCUGUAUUUGUGGGUGCAAUGCAGAAUAUCUUUAGCAAGAGUGCAAAGUACAGCUUAUUUGAUCCGUGCAAAGAAAUGGCCUAUAUUCCUUUAGAUGAAGAAACCAAGGUUAAAGGAAAGGCCGCCAUAGAUGUUGUCUGCAACCCGCUGGGCAAGUCUGGAGGUGCCCUCAUCCAGCAGUUCAUGAUCUUAACUUUCGGGUCACUAGCAAACUCAACCCCUUACCUUGGUGGAAUACUGUUAGUGAUUGUUCUAGCAUGGUUAGCUGCAGCUAGGUCUUUGGACACCCAGUUCACCGCACUGCGUCAGGAGGAAGAACUAGAGAAGGAGAUGGAACGAGCAGCCGUGAAAAUUCCAGUUGUGGCUGAAAAUGAAAGUGGGAAUGGUUCCCUUGUGAGCGGGACAGCGAUGAAUCCUACGGGAGGUGACUCAUCACCAAGUAGCUCGUCUGAAACCUCAACGCCUCGUAAUGUUUGAAAAGGCAGUGAUUGAAAAAGGUCAUCAGAAGGGUCUUUUUUUGUGCUGUGUUGGUUUUAGGAUUGCUUUUAUUUAUAGAAUAAUUAGAACUUGUUGGUUAUUGGUUUUGCUUUUGUUGUAGACAAUAAUGGCAGUUGAAGCAAGCAUGUCACUUGCUUGUCAGUAGAGCACAAUGAAUUUGCAUUUCUUA